Ananas comosus (pineapple) is the source of this 3397-nucleotide messenger RNA. Its product is annotated as pentatricopeptide repeat-containing protein At3g63370, chloroplastic-like. The record is from RefSeq and is a predicted model, not a curated record. The transcript is spliced from 2 exons. Gene Ontology annotation, molecular function: RNA binding; protein binding; zinc ion binding. Lineage: Eukaryota; Viridiplantae; Streptophyta; Magnoliopsida; Poales; Bromeliaceae. Gene Ontology annotation, biological process: RNA modification. Bases 36 to 2930 code for a protein of 964 amino acids.
GAAUUAAGUAGAUAACAAAAUGUCCAAAUUUUGCAAUGAGCUUAUUUCACACACAAAACAACAGUAACAAAACACUCUUCUCUAUGGCCCUAUCACUACUACCUCACACAACACACAUACAACACCUCUCUUCCACCUCCACCUCUCUCACAAACCCUCCCACCAAUCUCUCUCCACCCUCUCAAAACCCUAACUUUCUCACUCCUCCCACAGAUGUCUACAAGCCAAGAACCCUAAAACAGGCCUUCCUUUCUCUCUCUAACUCAUGCCCUCAAACCCCACCUUCCCAACAGGACUACUCAUCCAUUUUAGAGCUCUGUGCUUCCCAAAAAGCACAUUUUCAAGGGUUACAGAUUCAUACCCACAUCAUAAAAUCUAGUUCUCUUUAUGAUGAUGGGUUCCUUGCGACGAAACUCUUGUUCAUGUAUGGGAAGUGUGGGCUUAUAUACGAAGCCCAGCAUCUGUUUGACGAAAUGCCUCACAGAACGAUUUUCGCGUGGAAUGCUCUUAUCGGCGGUUAUGCUUCUAAUGGGCAGUUUUGUAAUGCCAUCAAGCUUUAUAAGCGCAUGCGGGUCUUGGAAGUCGUGCCCGACGCUUGCACUUUUGCUUCUGUACUUAAGGCGUGCGCUGCGGUCGGAGAUUUGUAUUGUGGGGCCGAGAUUCAUGGCUCGGCUGUUAAGUAUGGGCUUGAUUCUAUUACCUUCGUGGCGAAUGCACUUGUUGGUAUGUAUGCAAAGUGCGGCCUGUUUGAUUCGGCGAUGCGGUUGUUUGAUCGGUUGCGCGAUGGUAAAGAUGUUGUUUCGUGGAAUUCUAUCAUAUCGGCUUGCGUGCAGAAUGGGCAGUUUUUAAGGGCUUUGAUUUUGUUUAGGGACAUGCUAAAAGCUGGUAUCAUGAUGAAUUCUUAUACUGCUGUCGGUGUGCUUCAAGCGUGUGCGGAACUGUCUCUUGUUAAAUUUGGUAUGGAGAUCCAUGCAUCGCUCGUGAAGCAUAAACAAGACUUCGAAAUUUAUGAAAGCAAUGCAUUAGUUGUCAUGUACUCUAAAUGUGGUAGGAUGGAUGAUGCCAUUAAGGCAUUUGAAGAAAUGGGUGAGAGAGAUAAUGUAUCGUGGAAUUCAAUGCUCUCUGGUUACGUCCAAAAUGGAUUUUACGAUGAAGCUAUUCAGUUUUUCUAUGAAGUGCUCGAUUUUGGGUUUAUACCAGAUCAAGUUUCAAUUAUAAGUAUCGCUUCUUCAUUGGGUCGUUUAGGGAAAUUAAGGAGUGGUAAGGAGGUUCAUGCUUAUGCUAUAAAACAAGGGUUUGAUUCGGAUUUGCAGGUCGGAAACACGCUAAUGGACAUGUACACAAAGUGUUGCAUCGUAAAUUACACUAUUCGUGUAUUCAACAAAAUGCCCGAUAAAGAUUACAUAUCUUGGACUACAAUAAUAGCAGCUUAUGCUCAGAACUCUCGCUAUUUUGACGCACUGGAAUUGUUUAGGGAUGUACAGGAAAAGGGAAUGAAGGCCGAUGCAAUGAUGAUUGGUAGCAUAUUACAAGCUUGUAGUGGUUUGAGAAGCCUUCCCCUGUUAAGACAAAUACAUUGUUAUGCUACAAGACAUGGGUUACUUGAUUUAGUACUCGAGAACACAAUUAUAGAUGCAUACGGAGAGUGCGGGCGGGCCGAUCAUUCUUUUCGUGUUUUUGAGAGGAUAGAGAAUAAAGACAUUGUGACGUGGACUAGUAUGAUCACUUGUUAUACAUGCAAUGGCUUUUUAAAGGAAGCUCUUGCGAUUUUUGUAAAAAUGGAAGAAGCCAACGUUGAACCGGAUUCUGUGGCGCUGGUGAGUAUUCUUGCUGCUGUUUCUGGUUUGUCGUCAUUAACGAAAGGGCAAGAAAUUCAUACUUUUCUUAUCAGAAGGAAUUUCAACUUGGAUGGAAGUUUAAUCAAUUCUUUAGCGGACAUGUAUGCGCAAUGUGGAGAUAUAGAAGAUUCGUAUAAAAUAUUCAAUGAAGUUGAAUGUAUAGAUUUGGUUCUUUGGACAACAAUGAUCAAUGCUGCCGGGAUGCACGGUCGAGGAAAGGAAGCUGUCGAUCUGUUUGUAAGUAUGCAAAAUAUGGGUGUAAUCCCAGAUCACGUGACCUUUUUAGCCCUUCUUAAUGCAUGUAGCCACUCUGGACUAAUUGAUGAGGGUAAGUUAUUCUUCGAAAUGAUGACGAAUCAAUAUAAAUUAGAUCCAUGGCCUGAGCAUUAUGCUUGCAUGGUUGAUCUUCUUGGUCGAUCAGGUAAUAUAGAUGAAGCUUAUGAAUUCAUAAAAUCUAUGCCCAUAGAACCUACAUCUGCCAUAUGGUGUGCGCUCCUUGGAGCUUGUCGAAUUUACAAAAAUCAUGAGCUCGGGGAAAUUGCAGCAGGGAAGCUUAUAGAGUUGGAGCCAGAAAAUCCGGGAAAUUACGUGCUUAUAUCAAAUGUUUUUGCUGCAAUGGGUAAGUGGAAAGAUGCGAAGGAAGUUAGAACAAGAAUGAACAUGAGAUGCUUGAGGAAAGACCCAGCAUGUAGUUGGAUUGAGGUUGGCGACAAAGUGCAUAUUUUUACAGCGAGAGACAAUUCUCAUGAAAAUUCAGCUGAGAUUUAUUCGAAGUUGGCCGAAAUCAUGCAGCAAUUGGAAAAGGAAGGUGGGUACGCUGAGGAUACUAGUUUUGUUCUGCAUGACAUGGAAGAAGAAGAGAAGAUAAAGAUGUUGCAGGGGCAUAGUGAGAGGCUCGCAAUCGCAUUUGGUUUGAUUCAUACAUCAGAGGGAUCAAUUAUCAGAAUAACUAAAAACCUUAGAGUGUGUGGUGAUUGUCAUGAGUUCACGAAGCUUGUGUCUAAGUUUUCUGGGCGGGAGAUCAUUGUUAGGGAUGCGAAUAGGUUUCAUCAUUUCAAAGAUGGGUCUUGUUCUUGUAGAGAUUUUUGGUGAAUAAGAGUUGUUCUUUGAGAUAGCUCUUUCUUUCAGGGUGAUUGACUGGAAGCAUCGAGUCAUAUGGUUCAUCUCAACUAGCUGAAAGAACUAUCAGAAGAUCGCGGUGCUAAGGCUUUCCAUGGGGACGAGGACAAGAGGACUUGUUUGCUGGUUGGCGGGGGACGGAGCAGAGACGAGGAUCCUGAAAAGCCAGCGGGGACGGAAAUACGGAAGGGCCUCCGGUCCCCACCCCACCCCCUUUGCCAUCCCCACACCCUUCCUGGGAAUCCCUACACCCUUCCUAGGAACAAAUUUUUAUUGACCUAAUCAUCUUUUGGGUCAAGUCAUAGUUAAGUACUUUGCAAUCUAAACACUUAGACUGAGACUUCUUAGCCCUUUCACACUUCUUAACAAGAUUAUUACGACUCUCUCUCUCUCUCUCUCUCUGUAUUAUUAUACAAGAAGAGGAGCUUCUUUUCUCUCCA